This is a messenger RNA of Pelagomonas calceolata, 2682 nucleotides long. Lineage: Eukaryota; Pelagophyceae; Pelagomonadales; Pelagomonadaceae. The record is from the annotation of a GenBank genome assembly.
CCGAGGUCUCGCGCCGCCGGCGGCACGCGGGCUCCGGAGCGCCGCGUAUAUUGAUUGACUGCGUUGCAAACGAAGCAUUUUGACGCUUGCGCGCACCAGUGCGCCGGACGGGAGCCUGAGCAGCGACCGAGACCCAAAAAGCAUUUCAGCAGGGCAGCCCUACAAGCUUGCGCACGGCUCAUACGGCCGCUGCCCCGGACCGCACGCGCGCGGCGACGGACGAGCGGAGACCGUAGCACGCCGCACGCCCUCGACGCGGCUGCCCGAGCAGCGGACGUCGCUACCGCGGCACGCGGCAUCGACGCGGCCGCCCAAAGCGCCAACAUGGAGGUCUCCUACAAAGUAAGACUAGAAAAGCAGCUCGAGGCCGGCUUGUGCGCCGUCGGCCGCUUCGAUGGGAACCACCCGGCCGUCGCGUGCGCGGCGGGCGCGUGCGGGCAAGUGCUCCUGUACGACCCGCAUGAUGAACUGCAGGUCACGACCACAUCUGGAGCGCCUCCAUUAAGAACGCUGAACUUCAACAAGACCAUCACGGCGCUGGAUGCCGGGCCUCUAGAUCCGGCGCGGACGCGAGCCCAGGCCAAAACUACUAGAGGUGUCACGCCCGACGAGAACGACGACAAGGUCGUACGCGACGUGCUGCUCGUCGGUCUUGGGAGUGCGUUGAUGGUCUACGACGUCGAUCUCAACUCCGACAUCUUCUACCGGGAGUGCCCGGACGGGGUCUUCUCGUGUAGAUUUUGUACCUUACAAGGUACUGAGCAGCCCUUAGCUGUUGUGGGAGGCAACUGCAGUGUAGUAGGCUUCGGCUGGCAGGGCACGGAGUUGUUUUGGAACGUGGCCGGCGACGACGUGCGAUGUGUCGCUCCAUGCGAGGGCGACCUGUUAGUCGGUAGCGACGAUUAUGAAAUAAGAAUCUUCCGCAAGGAGGAGUCCAUUUACGAAAUCUCGGAAGCGGACAAGGUCGUCGCGUUGUGUUCGCUGGGCAAAAGGGGCCGGUUUGCCUUUGGAUUAGCCAAUGGUACUGUGGGGGUCUACAAGAAUAACGAAAGGCGGUGGCGCGUCAAAUCCAAAAACGCUUUAGUGGCGCUGCUAGCCACGCAGACUAGGGACGUGGCUGCCGGCUGGUCGUCGGGUGCCGUGACGUUACGUUCAGCAUCGAACGGCCAAGUUUUGUACCGGGACACGUUCGACGCUCCCCUUUGCAGUUUGGUCUGUGCGGACCUCAAGCUGAGCGGCUCUGUGCAAUUGAUCGCCGUCGGUGUCGAUCUGUGUGGAAAUCAACCAGUGUGUCGGGUGCAAAGUCAUUUCUCGGCGAUGGCGUGGCUGCGCUGGCUCCGUCGAGCGGUGGGGAACCGACACCGCCACGCCAUCGAGCAGGCGUCGCGUCGAUGGCGUGGAGGACAACGCGAUGAUUCAGCACGAACGCGCCGUAAAUUUGAUUUCCGCACAGGUGUCGACGGGGAAGUCCGCGGGUAUCUACCGGCGGUCGUGGAGCGGGACACGUCGAAAGCCGAGGACGAUCUGAGGCGGAAGCGGGAGAUCGAGCAACUCCAGGCGGAGAAAAGGCGACUUGUUGGUGAACUGAGAGCGCUCGAGGACCAGCCUCAGACACCGUCUGACGAUGCGCAGGGCAUUCCUGGUGAUACGCAGAUUUCUUUGGACGUGGCGGCGCCCGUACAUGGAGGCGGUUUCGAGCUUAUAGUAGCCACGUCCAAUGAGACGUACGUCGUCGGCGCCGUCGUGUUAGAUACUGAUGGUGGCCUGUUCGACGGCGAGACGUUGUCCUGUGCACCUGCCAGACCGACGGACAAGCUCGGGAUCAUUGUACGACCCAAAAAAAACUUCCCGGCCUCCCUCAAGUUACAAAUCCACGUCGCCGCGCGGCCGAUGUCGACCUCGAUACAUGUGUAUGAGGUCGAUUAUAAAUUACCGAAGUUCUGCCGCUUCUACCGCGUCGCUGAAGAAGUCGCACAGCCUUCCAGUUGGGUCAAAUUCGACGUCCCUACGAACGUGCAAAGGGUCGCGCAGUACCUCACGCAAGCAUUUGUAUCCACAGAAGCUGUGGAAACUGAAGAUAAUCAAGUCAAGGCGUACUACGUCGGUUUGGAUGGCUCACCGCUACGGGUCGAAGCUACAAAGGAUACAACUGGAACGCAGGUCCGCGUCUCGACGAACGACCUGGCCACGGCGGCCGAGGUCGUCCAGGACAUCUCGACAGCAUUAGAUGUUCAUGAGCUCGAGAGCGAGGCGUCGUUUCCGGAUGAGUCGAGAAGACUCAAAGAAACUUUAGAGAAAGUAUCGACGCAUAAUAGCAUCCGAGUUCGGUUGACGGCGGAGAUGGCCGACGGAAGUUCACGGGUCAAGGCCUUAGUACUCAAAGCGGAGGACGCGCGACUCAUGGCGGACAUGCCGCGCAUGAUGCGGAACUACGACGAAUUGAUGCGCGUGAACGAGGGGCUCAUCGCCGAGUACAAUAAGCGGGCGACGAACCACGAAGCUUUAUUAGCUGCGUUGAAGCAGGUGAACCAGGUCGUGCAGCGGGCCUCGCAAUUACGAGUUGGUAAAGCCAAAGCGAGGGUCGUCGCGGACGCGAGAAGGGCGAUCAAGAAGGGCGACGCGGCGGCGCUGCUGUCGUUGAUCGCCACGGGGCGGACCGGGGGUUAAAGAUUACGUUGUGGG